GACUAGCACAAAACUCCAUUUUUUUUUCUCAGACCACUGUCGAAAAAAUAACAAAAAAUCCCCAGAUUUCCUUUUUCUUUUUCCCAUUAGCAACGUUGAUUCGCCUCAAAGCCUAGUGAUCCGCUGUCUCUGGGGGAGAUCUUUGAUACUCGUUGCUUUCAUCGGGAAUUUUUGGGUUGGUCCUAAUAAUCAAAUGAAAAUAUACUUAAGGGGUCUGGCUCAUCCUUCACCGUCAUUCAUACUAUAGCUAUUUGUCCUUUUUAGUUACUGGCCGUUGUUUCUGCUUAUUGGGAGAGUUCAAUUGCAUAAUUUAGAAAACCAAGUUCACAUACCUUGUUUGUCAUUCAGUUAGCGUAGCAUAAAUUAUUACUGUCAGUGGUAGAAGGAAUUAUUAACCCAUUGAGCUAGUUGCCAUGUCAGAUGGGUUAGAUGGAGUAGAAACAUUAAUAAUUUGUUGAGUGAUGAAUACAUUACAAAAAAAACUGUAGUUUCAUGGAUACUAGAAAAGAAGGAUUUGCGCCUGCAAGCCAAAGGUUCAUGCAGCUUCCGUCUACUUCUACAAACACCAAUGUUAGGCCUCCAGAGACUACUGUUAGGCCUCCAGAGACUACUGCAUCUAGCAAUGUCAGGCCUGUAAAUUACUCAAUUCAGACAGGUGAGGAAUUUGCACUUGAGUUCAUGAGAGAGAGGGCGGUAUCCAAAAAGCCAUCUGGAGAUCAAAAUUAUGCCACUGGCUAUAUGGAUCUAAGGGGCAUGCUAGGAAUUUCCCAAACAGGAUCUGAAAGUGGGUCUGAUGUUUCGAUGCUUAUGAGUGGAGAUAGAACUCAUUUUAAGGAAAUUGAGAAGAGCAACACAUCUGAGAUUGAAAAUAAAGGUUGCUAUGCUUCUUCAAGGUCAGCACCACGUGCAUUAUCAGGAAUUUCUGGGUAUUCAUCUUCAGGAGCUCCUGAUUCCUCAUCGAAGAAGAUGAAGGUCCUCUGCAGUUUCGGUGGUAAAAUCUUACCCCGACCAAGUGACUCAAAACUAAGGUAUGUUGGAGGUGAUACAAGAAUUAUUCGAAUCAGCAGGGACAUCACCUGGCAAGAACUUAUUCAGAAGACAUUGGCUGUAUAUAAUCAACCUCACACUAUUAAAUAUCAAUUACCUGGAGAGGAUCUCGAUGCAUUGGUAUCGGUUUCUUGUGAUGAAGAUCUCCAAAAUAUGAUGGAGGAGUGCAGUUUCCUUGAAGGUGGCGAGGGAUCACAGAAGCUUAGGAUGUUUCUCUUCUCCAAUGAUAUUGAUGAUACACAUUAUAGCUUAGGCAGUAUGGACGGAGAUUCUGAGAUUCAGUACGUGGUUGCUGUCAAUGGGAUUGAUCCAACUAUGAGAACUUCAAGUGAGCCAGGAUUAGCGACCUCAUCAGCGAGCAAUAUGGAUCAAUUACUCAAUCUUACGGUAGAAGUUGGCAGGGAUGCUCCAAAUAGAGUUGUAACCGAGUCAGCUGGGAUCCAAACUGUACCAUUCUCUGGCAAUUUCGUUACUCCUACUACAGUGGCAUCACAAUUGCAGGCUAGUUUAUCAAGUGAAUAUGAUGCCCAUUUCCAUCCAUAUCAGGCCCAAAGGGUGCAGUAUGUUGAAGGUGAGCAAUAUCCAUUCUCUACUAUACAUCCACCUGAUAAUUUUCAGAAUACAAAUAGCAGAAUCUCCAUCCCUGGAUCUGUGCCUUCUGAUUAUGCCUAUAAUUCUCAAUAUGCACCUAGUCGAGGAACUUCUGCUCCAGUGCUUGAUAAUCUAUUAUCUGCACAAGAAUCAAAACCAACAGUUGAUAAUUCAACGCUGCAAAAAAGCGAAAGUGAAAACAUCCAACAUUUGAAUAAUGAAUUUACUACAUCCCAGCAGCUGCUGCAUGAUGUUUCAAUUUCAAAACAUAACGGAAAGCAGCAGGAGCCUGGACCACAGUCCUCCCCAAAUGAUGCGUAUACUGAUCAUGAUUCUGAAUUUAAUGAAGAUGACCAAUAUGCUUCUGGGUUUUCUGACUAUGAUUCUAUAGGCGCUGACCCACCUGCACGUCCUGCACGAGUCUUUCAUUCUGAAAGGAUUCCUCGGGAGCAGGCUGAGUCCAUGAAUCGCUUGUCAAAGUCUGAUGACUCUAUCGGUUCACAGUUUCUGAUGCUUCAAUCACAAUCUGGAGCUGUUCAUGUGUCAACUGUCGAAGGUGCUGAUCCUUUGCCUGAAGGAAAUGUGGUUUCUCAUAAAGUUAGGUCUCCCAUUGGAAAGCCACCUCUUCCUACUUCUACAACUAUUGAGGAUGGUUUACAGCAGUUUGAAAAAUAUAAAGAGUUAGCUAACACGAUCACACAAACAAAUAAGCUGGAGCCUGUUCAAGCUCAACCUGCUGUUUCUCAAGAGGAACCAUCGAUUAUCGCCCCAGAGAGGAAAGAUAUACUUAUUGAUAUUAAUGAUCGAUUUCCUCGGGAUCUGCUCUCUGAUAUUUUUUCAAAGGCUAGAAUAGCUCAGGAUUCAUUCGGGUUGACCCCUCUUCGCAAAGGUGAUGCUGGAAUCAGCGUCAACAUGCAGAAUCAUGAACCUCAACGUUGGUCUUUUUUCAGGAAUUUGGCUCAAGAUGAGUUUGCACGAAAGGACAUUUCUCUUAUGGAUCAAGAUCACGUAGGAGUUCCUAGGCCAUAUGAAUUUGGUGCAUUGGAGAGCAAGGGGGUUGAUUUGGGUCACAUGAAUUCGCCAGUGGAGUUUGAUGAGGACUUGCAACAAGAGAUAUUGGGCACUACUGAAGACAAUUCUAAUAUCUUACACCCAGGUCAUAUACCAUCACAAGCUGCUCAUCAUGGCGAAGGCUUGCAGGAGAAUUCUUUGCCAAGGGGAGCAACUGACUCAGCUUAUGAGGAGGUAAAAUUUGCAAUCGGGGAAGCUAGUGGGCCUGUUCUUGAUGCUUCCGUGGGUGACAUAGAUCUUAGUAACUUGCAGCUUAUAAAAAAUGAGGAUCUCGAGGAGCUUAAAGAAUUGGGUUCCGGCACAUUUGGAACCGUCUAUCAUGGAAAAUGGAGGGGCAGUGAUGUUGCCAUUAAGAGAAUAAAGAAAAGUUGCUUCACAGGUCGAUCGUCUGAGCAAGAGAGACUGACAAAUGAGUUUUGGCGUGAGGCUGAGAUUCUUUCAAAGCUUCAUCAUCCAAAUGUUGUUGCUUUCUAUGGUGUUGUGCAAGAUGGACCAGGGGGUACAUUAGCAACUGUGACUGAAUUUAUGGUCAAUGGUUCCCUGAGACAUGUUUUACUACGCAAAGACAAGUACCUUGAUUUUCGUAAACGGCUCAUAAUUGCAAUGGAUGCUGCUUUUGGGAUGGAAUAUUUACAUUCUAAAAAUAUUGUACAUUUUGAUUUGAAGUGUGAUAACUUGCUUGUGAACCUUAAAGAUCAGUCACGACCCAUUUGUAAGGUAGGCGAUUUUGGUUUGUCUAAAAUUAAGAGAAAUACCCUGGUUUCUGGUGGGGUGAGGGGCACAUUACCAUGGAUGGCUCCUGAGUUAUUAAAUGGAAGCAGCAAUAAGGUGUCUGAAAAGGUUGAUGUAUUCUCCUUUGGGAUAGUGAUGUGGGAAAUUCUCACUGGUGAGGAGCCUUAUGCCAAUAUGCAUUAUGGUGCCAUUAUAGGAGGUAUUGUGAACAACACAUUGAGACCGCCAGUGCCAGGAUCAUGUGAUCCAGAAUGGAGAAGGCUCAUGGAGCAAUGCUGGGCUCCGGACCCGCAGCAGCGGCCUUCAUUCACCCAAAUAGCCAGUCGGUUGCGUUCUAUGUCUGUGGCUUGUCAAAUGAAAGCAAACAAAUGAUGCAGUGAAUCCUGUAAUUGUUUGCUAUUUUCACUAUUUGAGAUGUUAUGUGAUAUUAUGUAUCUGUGUGACGUUAUAUAAAUAUAUAUAUAAACACAUGAAGGGAUUUGGUUCCCAUUAUUAGGUGUCAAACAAUAUGAAAUUUAUGUUAAUUUCUUUGUUUUUCCCCCCUUCAAUAGAUAUGGAUGAUUUGUUUAAGUAA
Messenger RNA from Asparagus officinalis (garden asparagus), 4015 nucleotides. RefSeq lists its product as uncharacterized. The record is from RefSeq and is a predicted model, not a curated record. NCBI's taxonomy places the organism in Eukaryota, Viridiplantae, Streptophyta, Magnoliopsida, Asparagales, Asparagaceae. Gene Ontology annotation, biological process: signal transduction; protein phosphorylation. Bases 493 to 3813 code for a protein of 1106 amino acids. Gene Ontology annotation, cellular component: cytoplasm. Gene Ontology annotation, molecular function: protein binding; ATP binding; protein kinase activity. The transcript is spliced from 9 exons.